This is a messenger RNA of Capra hircus (goat), 2640 nucleotides long. RefSeq names its product CD55 molecule (Cromer blood group) (gene CD55). Bases 340 to 1449 code for a protein of 369 amino acids. Lineage: Eukaryota; Metazoa; Chordata; Mammalia; Artiodactyla; Bovidae. The transcript has 9 exons. The record is from RefSeq and is a predicted model, not a curated record.
AGGCCCCACCCUAGCAAAGAGAAAGCAAGGGUCCCAGCGUCCGGCGCCGACAAGCUGCUUUCCCUGCCCGGGCCCCUCUUUUUCCUCUUUUUUCGGAUCCCAAGGGCCCGUGAAGAUGGGGCUCCCGCCCUUACCCCGCCCAGCACCUGGUGUGAGAAAAGCCCUCGCCCACUCGUCUCUUUCUCAGUCCUUUGGCGAGUCAGAGCCCCGGCCCCGCCCAGGGCGCUAAUCUAACUGUUAUUGCUUAACUUCAGAGCGCUGCCCCGACUUCAGCUCGGGUUUCCAGCCCGCUGUGUCUUCACCGCGGAGGCCCACGCCCGGUGUCCGUCCCCGCGCGCCAUGAGCCCCGCGCGCCCGCGCGCCCGCGCGGUGCUGAGCCUCCUGGGCGGGCUGGGCCCGCAGCUGCUGCUGCUACUCCUGCGUCCUCCGGCUGCGUCGGGUGCCUGCAGCCUUCCUCCAGAUGUGCCUAAUGCCCAAGCAACUUUGGGAGGACUUACAAGUUUUCCUGAACAAAGCACAGUAACCUACAAAUGUAACAAAGGCUUUGUAAAAGUUCCUGGCAAGGCAGACUCAGUCGUCUGUCAGAAUAAUAAAUGGUCAGAGCUUGCAGAAUUUUGUAAUCGUAGCUGUGAUGUUCCAACCAGGCUACUUUUUGCAUCUCUCAAAAAGUCUUAUAGCCAACAGAAUUAUUUCCCAGAAGGUUCCACUGUGGAAUAUGAGUGCCGUCAGGGCUACAUACGGGACCCUUCUCUCUCAGGAAACAUAACUUGUCUUCAGAAUUUUGUGUGGUCCAAACCUGAUAGAUUUUGUAAAAAAAAAUCAUGUCCUAAGCCUAGAGAAAUAGAAAAUGGUCAUGUCAAAAUAACAACUGACAUACUACUUGGUGCGACCAUCUAUUUUUCAUGUAACACAGGGUACAAAUUAGUUGGUGCAGCUUCUAGUUUCUGUGCUCCUAUGGGAAAUACUGUUGGGUGGUCUGCUGGAUUUCCAGAAUGCCAAAAAAUCUUAUGUCCAGAACCACCAAAAGUUGAACAUGGAAUGAUUCAAGAGAAACAAAACAGUUAUGCAUAUGGACAGUCUGCAACAUAUAAAUGUAUGGAAGGCUUCACCCUACAUGGAGAGAGCUCUAUCUAUUGUACUGUAAAAGAUGACCAAGGAGAGUGGAGUGGCCCCCUACCUCAAUGCAGAGAAACUGAUGUCUCACCAACAGUUCUGAAAUCCACUGAAGUAAAUGUUCCAGCAGCAAAAAGUACAGCUGUUCCCAGGACAACCCUGCGUUUGCAUGCAACAAGCGCACCUAAAGGAAGAGGAAGCACUCCUUCAGUUGCUAGCACCAUUGCAUCGGGUAAGUGUGACUCUCUGAGAGUCCGCAGAAUUUGUCAUCGCAUUUGGAUAUAUAAUUCCUGGAAAAGAAUAUUGUUUUUUUACUGUCUUUGUUGUUGCUGUUAGGUCACUAAGUCGUGACCAACUCUUUGUGAUCCUAUGGACUGUAGCAUGUCAAGCUCCUCUAUCCUCCACUAUCUUCCAGAGUUUGGUCAAAUUCAUGUCCAAUGAGUUGGUGAUACUGUCUUAGGGAUACUAUCAGAAUACAGUAUGUGUGGGUGCCAAAGAGAAAACAGGUAAAGGCAUCUUAUCGACAAGAGCAUUCGCCACCAUGUUCUUGUUCCAGGGUAAUCUGAGGAGAGCUUCAAAUCAUUUGGCCAGUCAGUCAAGUAUUAUUGCAUGCCUAGUGGCUCACUGCAUCUCAUUUUAGUGCCUAAGAAUCACCAGAGGAGAGAGUUACCCAUACAGUGUCUAUCCUCAAGUGUUUUAUAAUUAAUCCUAAACUACUCAUUGACUAUUUCUAGAUUUGUCCUGUCCCAAGUAAAACAAAGAGUGUUACUUUUGGUUAUAUCUUCUUCCUUUUCCCUUCCCAGUCAGUGGUUUAAAGUUUCGUUUCUCCAAAAACUGCUCUGUUGCUGUAGGCAUGAGACCAAAAACAUACCUCUUGUUGUGAUUUCUUCUAUCAUUUUGUCCAGUCCUUUUUUGUUCGUAAAUAUAUCAUCUGAUGUUAUGUAUUAACAAGAUGAAUAAGAUCAUAAAAGAAAUGUCUGUUAAGAAGCUAUACAGCUAAAUUGGCAUAUUGAUAAGUAAUGUCUAAUGGAAAAUACACUUAAAAAAUUUGUAAAAAACACUUUGAUUUAUGUGUUUAUAAGCUGAAAGCUCAUCUUAUGCAUGCAUGAAUUAGCCAUGUGACUAUGAAACUGAAAGUAAUACUUGCUUUUAUUAUUUUCAGUUACUUAUUAUAGUUUUUAUGUUUUAAGCAAAACUCUUUUAAGCUAAAAGAUUUAUUUUGAAAGAUUCCAACUGCUGCAAUUCAUUUUGUCCAUUCUAUAUUUUAAAUAAAAAUAAAUGUAUUCUAAGUGAAAAUCUCAUGAUCUAAUGGCUUAAUGACAUUUUUAAUAGAUGAAGUUAAAAUUUAAUAGAUACGCUUUUUCUUCUAGUUCAGUGGCAUUCAGUGAAAAUUUGAGGUGCUUAUUAUUUUUUCUGAAAUUCUUUAAGUAUAUAUUGUGUGAUUUUCCAGAAACUUUCCCUUAGGGUUAGUUGUAAUUCCAACCUGUGCUUAAAAAUAAAGAGGAAUUCCUUCUCUCUUAUAUCAGA